UACCUGACCUGUCCCAUUGUACAGAAUCAAUUAUUACUUCAAGGAGUCAAUAUGAAAGUCUUCAUCUUUAUCGGUUUUGCUCUGGCUGCGUUGACAACAGCUCAAAAUCUCCACGCUGGAAAGCACCAGCAAGGAGACGUCCUCGUGGCCACCAGACGUUUGAUCGCAGGGUUGAUAUCUCGAAAUGGCAUUGAACGACCGACAUAUACUAUCGAACCAGUCAUGGAUAUCGAUGGAAUAAUCACCACUGUAGAAGGCGUUAACGCUCCAGGAUCGAAUGCACUUGUCAACAUUCAGGCUGGUGGACCUGGAAGUAAUUACGUCGUUGUAGGAGCUUUCACUGGCCCUAAUGGACAUUUUGAUGUGCAGCUUGAUGUUUUCGCCGUACCAUCCAACUCAACUGGCGUUUGAUGUUAUUGCACAAUUAUGGGAACACAUAGAAUUCUCAUGAUUUCAGCGAACGACUCAAUUCCGAAUAAAUUUGCAAGUAAAAAGAUAUGGAAAGUUAUAUUGAUGCAAAUUUCAAAAAACAUUCUCAUUUUUAUAA
Molecule: messenger RNA, 547 nt
Organism: Fopius arisanus
Lineage: Eukaryota; Metazoa; Arthropoda; Insecta; Hymenoptera; Braconidae
Exons: 2
Coding region: 52-411 (119 amino acids)
Source: RefSeq, a predicted model, not a curated record